UCGAUACGUGAGUAAGGCGGCGUGCUGGAGAAUCCCCGCCGAUAAACCGCUUGGAAUUGGAAGUGAUUGCAGCGAGAGAUAUUCUCGCGCCACGCAAAUAAGCAACUGAAUAGUUCGUAGUGAUUAAUUUGGUCUUUUUUGUCAACGAAAACGAUGGAUUCACUGUUGAUGUGGAAAGCCGUAAGAAAAAUUGGCAAUGAAACGUCAAGCCGUCGCUGCGGAAGACUAAUUGUUAACACAAUCCAAAAUUUAUCAUUUGUUCAUUCUCUUCAUCACUACGAAUUGAAAUUUCAGCAGCUCAAUUUAGACGCGAAUGGCGCCGCAGCAGAUAGCCAUACUCGGCGCCGGCAUCUUCGUCCGUCAUGAAUACCUUCCGAGAUUGUCCGAGAUUUCCGAUCUCUUCGUUCUCAAAGCCAUCUGGAGUCGUUCUGAGGAGUCUGCCAGAGGUGCAACUGAUAUUGCGAAGAAGUCUUUCCAAGAGGUUGAGUGUAAAUGGGGCGAUGAGGGGCUCAAUGAGAUCAUUCAAGAUAAUUCCAUAGUUGCAGUGCUUGUGGUUCUUGCUCCCCAAUUUCAGGUGGAUUUGUCAUUGAAGAUGCUUAAGGCGGGAAAGCAUGUUCUUCAAGAGAAACCUGCAGCAUGUUCCAUUGAUGAGGCGGAAUCUGCUUUAUCAAGCUACAAUUCUCUUACCACAUCUUCACCUUGUAAACCGAUUUGGGCGGUUGCUGAAAACUAUCGUUUUGAACCUGCUUUUAUGGAGUGCACAAAGCUUGCAGCUGAUAUCAAAGAAUUGAUUAAUUUUCAAAUCCUUGUGGAAGUUCCAAUGAAUAGGCCAAAUAUGUACACUUCAAGUAAAUGGAGACACGACUUUACGGGUGGUUACGUUCUUGACAUGGGUGUUCAUAUCGUGGCUGCAUUGAGGAUGAUUGCAGGAUGUGAGGUUCUUUCUGUGUCGGCCGCAACUUCUCAUGUUGAUACAACACUGCCUCCACCAGAUACCAUGUCUUCUGUGAUACAACUCGAGAAUGGUUGUUCAGGAGUCUUUGUACUGGUUGCAUCCGCACAAACAAUUAAGAUGCUCUAUCGCUUUGUGGGCUUAAAUGGGACGUUGCAAAUCGAGGUCACACAAGAAGAAGGAAAAUAUGGAAAUUUGGUUAAACUUUUCUUACCGGACGGGCAGACCAAGUCUUCCUUCUACCCUUUCAAUGGUGUAACUGAAGAGCUGAAAUUUUUUCUCAACAAUAUUUCAGAAGCCUCCGACAAGAAAGAUGGAAGCUUAGAGAUGGAUCCUCGGAUUAGUCUUCUAGAAGGUGCAAGAGAUGUUGCCGUUGUGGAUGCCAUUCUUGAAUCUGGGAAGAACAGUGGAGCUCUUGUCAAUGUUAAGAGGUUUUAGCUUCGUGUCAAAAAUGUUUGGUACGACUAAACUCUUGGAGAAUUUAUGUCUGUAUUUUACCAUAAUAAUAUAUGUCAAAAUAAGAUUUGUCGGGUUUGAAUUCAUGGCGUCACGACUUGCAUUGUUUCUAGUUUUGUAUCAUACUGUCUGUGAGUAGAAUUUGGCACGUGUUAAAUUCACAGCAGUAGUAUAUAUUAUUAUUACGAUUAUUGUUGUUAAUUUGAUGUAUUUUUAAUCCAA
Andrographis paniculata is the source of this 1630-nucleotide messenger RNA. RefSeq lists its product as uncharacterized. Gene Ontology annotation, molecular function: nucleotide binding; oxidoreductase activity. The transcript is spliced from 12 exons. The record is from RefSeq and is a predicted model, not a curated record. Gene Ontology annotation, cellular component: cytoplasm. The coding region runs from base 314 to 1390 and encodes 358 amino acids. Lineage: Eukaryota; Viridiplantae; Streptophyta; Magnoliopsida; Lamiales; Acanthaceae. Gene Ontology annotation, biological process: NADPH regeneration.